Molecule: messenger RNA, 1503 nt
Organism: Pseudonaja textilis
Lineage: Eukaryota; Metazoa; Chordata; Lepidosauria; Squamata; Elapidae
Source: RefSeq, a predicted model, not a curated record
AACGACACGCAUGCGGGAGUCGUGCACUAUCCAACAGCAUGGCGAUCUUUCGGAGAUCUCUUUUCAAUACUAAAGAGCUAAUGAAGUUGUUCAAACCACCCCUGCGACGUUUUGUUGGAGUCUCAAUUGCAGGCUUUCCAGAAAGUUGUUCGCUUAAUCCGAGUCACCGCUCUUAUAGUAGUGUCGCCCCGUCCGGAGAUCACCUAUUAUACACGGAAGACCAUUUUGCUUUAAGAGCGUCUCUGAGAAAGAUUAUUGACAAAGAAAUCAAUCCAUUUGUGGACAAAUGGGAAGAAGAGGGACAAUUUCCAGCACACCAAGUUUUUAAAUCACUUGGAGAGGCUGGAUUUCUUGGAGUAGACAAGCCAACCGAAUAUGGUGGCCUAAAUUUGGAUUUUUCCUACAUCAGUGCAGUGGCAGAAGAACUUGGAUUUGUUCACUGUGGGGCUAUUCCCAUGGCUAUUGGGGUACAGAGUAGUAUGGCUACACCAGCUCUUGCAAGAGCUCCUAUCAAAAACCUGGGAAGAAAAUACCUACCAUCCAUGUACUCACCAUCAUACAGUUGGACUCUUCACAUUCCAUAUCACUUUUCCCCCUUGUGCACAGAUAUCAAGACCAAAGCUGUAAGAAAAGGCGAUGAUUAUGUGAUAAAUGGUAGCAAAAUGUGGAUCACUUCUGGAUUUCAGGCAGACUGGAUGUGCCUCUUGGCAAACACAAAGGAUGGACCAGCCCACAAAAAUAAAUCUCUCCUAUGUCUGCCAAUGAAGUUGCCUGGUAUUCACCUUGCUAAGAAAAUUGACAAGCUUGGUAUGAGAGCAUCUGACACAGCAGAUAUCUUCUUUGAAAAUGUCAGAAUUCCCAGCAAAUACCUCAUUGGAGAAGAAGGAAUGGGGUUUAAAUACCAGAUGUUGCAGUUCCAAGAAGAACGAAUAUGGAUAGUAGCCUCAUCACUGUCAGCUUUAGAAAUCCUGAUAAAAAAAACUAUUGAUUAUACUUCUCAAAGGAAAACAUUUGGCCAGCCAAUACUUCAUAAUCAAAUAGUGCAUUUUCGCCUGGCUGAACUAGCUAUGGAAUUGGAACUCCUUCGUGCAUUGCUAUAUGAGGCAGUAGGUCUCUACUUACGCGGAAAUGAUGUGACCAAACUUAUAUCCAUGGCCAAGUUAAAGUGUGGUCGCCUUUGUCGAGAGAUUUCGGAUAGUUGUCUCCAGUUCUGGGGAGGAAUGGGGUACACUAAUGAAGUGCUAGUGAGUAGAAUCUACAGAGAUUUAAGAUUGGUAUCAAUAGGAGGAGGUGCUGAUGAAAUCAUGCUGUACAUUAUAUGCAAAUACAUGGGUAUCUUGCCCCAAACGAAAAAGAAUGAGCCCUAGGAUUUUCAGAACUCUAUAACACAAUUAUGAUGAAAAUGAUCUUAACCUCAGUCAGCCUAAUCGUACUCUUCAAAUGGUUUAAAGCAGGGAUGUUAAACAGUUUUCACUGGCAGAGGGUUGUAGGAGGCCGUCAUAG